This is a messenger RNA of Fonsecaea erecta, 945 nucleotides long. RefSeq lists its product as hypothetical. The transcript has a single exon. Bases 1 to 945 code for a protein of 314 amino acids. NCBI's taxonomy places the organism in Eukaryota, Fungi, Ascomycota, Eurotiomycetes, Chaetothyriales, Herpotrichiellaceae. The record is from RefSeq and is a predicted model, not a curated record. Gene Ontology annotation, molecular function: zinc ion binding; ubiquitin protein ligase activity.
AUGCCUCCCACGAAGAUCUCCCGCGUUUCCCGUGGCGGAGGAAUCAUGAAAACUACUCUGUCCAAAUCUAGGCCUUCUAUACACGGAAAAUCGCCCCUUCCCAACCCAGCCCAGAAGAAUGAAUCACUGGGUACACAGGAUUUUGAGAACGAGUCGGAGAGGUCGCACCGCAGUGCCAAAAAGAGCAGCACCUCCUCCACACCCGGGAAAAAGAAAGGAGGAGAUGCCGAGGAGACGCGAAGGCGCCAUCACAGAAGCAAGCCUCCGGCCUCUUUCCUCGUGAAGCUCGAGCGAUCCCAAACUCAACGCAUGAUUGUGCUCGGUCGCAAACGUAGUCUGAGAGCAGGGGCACCGUCGGAAGACAUCGACAUUGUUGGGUCGACAGGAAAUGUCUACACUGUCACCAUCAGCCACUUGCCAACCUGCACCUGUCCCGACUCGCUGAGAGGCAACGAAUGUAAACACAAGGUUUACGUUCUUCACACAGUUCUCAAGGCUCCUCAACAUCUCCAAUUCCAGCUUGCUCUGCUUACUUCGGAGCUGGAGGAAAUAUUCGCUCAUGCGCCUCCAAUUCCUACCGAUCUGUCUGAAACCCCGAAGGGCAUCCGCAAGGCCACUGAUGGAGAAUGUCCAAUCUGCUACAUGGAGCUUGACGAGGAGCACAACGAGCUGGUCUGGUGUAAAGUGCAAUGUGGACACAACAUACACAAGUCAUGCUUUAGUGAGUGGGCUAGGAGCCAAGCGGGAAAGGGCUUGCGUUGUGUCUACUGUCGGACACCUUGGGAGAUGGAUGUCUUGGACAUUGAAGCGAUCAAGAGGACUGGCAACCAUUCCGAAGACGGCUAUGUUAAUGUUGCCACCCACUUUGGCAUGUCUCGCGAAAGAGAUCACUCGAGUUAUUAUCAGCCUUGGGCGCGACACCGGUUUGGACAACGGCGGUGGUAA